Nothoprocta perdicaria is the source of this 954-nucleotide messenger RNA. Its product is annotated as olfactory receptor 51G2-like. The transcript has a single exon. Lineage: Eukaryota; Metazoa; Chordata; Aves; Tinamiformes; Tinamidae. The record is from RefSeq and is a predicted model, not a curated record. Gene Ontology annotation, cellular component: membrane. Gene Ontology annotation, molecular function: G protein-coupled receptor activity; olfactory receptor activity. The coding region runs from base 1 to 954 and encodes 317 amino acids. Gene Ontology annotation, biological process: G protein-coupled receptor signaling pathway.
AUGCCUACACGCAAUGAUUCACUUCACGCUUCCCCUGUCUUUCUUCUGUCUGGGUGGCCUGGUCUGGAGCAUGUCCACRUGUGGAUCUCUAUCCCAAUUUGCUCCAUGUAUCUCACAGCCUUGGUGGGGAACUGCACCAUCCUUUUCAUUCUCAGAACAGAGCAGAGCCUCCAURAGCCCAUGUACUACUUCCUCUCCAUGCUGGCACUCUCUGACCUGGGCCUCUCAACAGCAACCCUGCCAUCARUGUUGAGUGUCUUCUGCUUCAAWUACAGAACCAUCCACUUUGAKGCWUGUCUUGUCCAGAUGUAUUUCAUCCACACCUUCUCCAUCAUUGAAUCAGCUGUGCUCGUGGCCAUGGCUUUUGACCGCUUUGUGGCCAUCCGGGAGYCCCUGAGGUAUACAUCCAUCCUGACAAACUCAGUGGUCACCAAGAUCGGAGUGGCCUUGACCAUGCGGGCGGUACUCUUGGUUUUCCCAGCUUCUUUUCUUCUGAAGAGGAUGAAGUAUCACAUGGUAAAUGUUCUUUCCUACUCCUUCUGUCUGCAUCAGGAUAUUAUCAAGAUGGCCCAAUCGGACAGGAGAAUCAGUAGCAUUUAUGGUCUAACUGUUGUUCUUUCUUCAAUGGCUCUGGACUCUCUCUUCCUCAUUGUGUCUUACAUGAUGAUCCUCAUGACCGUGCUGAGGAUUGCCUCCAAGGAGCAACGUUCCAAGGCCUUCAACACCUGCAUUUCCCACAUCUGCGCUGUCCUCAUCUUCUACAUCCCAAUGAUUGGUCUCUCUAUGAUUCACAGGUUUGCCCAAAAUGCCUCUCCUGUUGUUCACAUCAUCAUGGCCAAUGUCUACUUGCUGGUGCCACCACUGAUGAACCCCAUUGUGUACAGUGUGAAAACCAAGCAGAUCCGCACGUGCAUCAUGAGAAAACUUUGCAGGAAGUUGGAUGGGACUCCGUAG